AUGUUCGAGGCUCCUUCAUCUUCUGCUCUCCCGACCUCUGCUCCUUCCACAUCUGCACCAGCUUCUUCGACUCCCGCACCAGCUUCAGCUCCCACUCAUUCAGGACCUUCCACAGAGGACGAGCCCAUCCCUCCUGAGCCUUUCAUUUAUAAGCCAGACGCAGAGAUUGCUCAGGAGGAGGUAGCAUCACCCGAGCUUAUUCCUCAGCCAUCCCCAUCACCAGCUCCAGUUCUUGAUGAUCCACAACCAUCUGCACCAGCACCAAUGCCUAAUCAGCCUCUUGCUCAGGACCCUCCAGCUGCACUGGCGUUGGACUUGAAUGAGCAUGCAUAG
Messenger RNA from Glycine soja, 333 nucleotides. RefSeq names its product predicted GPI-anchored protein 58. The record is from RefSeq and is a predicted model, not a curated record. The coding region runs from base 1 to 333 and encodes 110 amino acids. Lineage: Eukaryota; Viridiplantae; Streptophyta; Magnoliopsida; Fabales; Fabaceae. The transcript is spliced from 2 exons.